Molecule: messenger RNA, 1790 nt
Organism: Dermatophagoides pteronyssinus (European house dust mite)
Lineage: Eukaryota; Metazoa; Arthropoda; Arachnida; Sarcoptiformes; Pyroglyphidae
Gene: Miga
Product: mitoguardin
Biological process (GO): mitochondrial fusion
Source: RefSeq, a predicted model, not a curated record
UAAACGAAAAUUAAGAAUAAUGAUCAUUUCAAUCAAUUUUUAUCUGUUCUACCCCCUGAAUUAAUCAUAAAGAAUUAACAAAAAUCGCAAAAAAGAAAAUUAUCGAAAAUGUCAUCAACAUCGUUAUUACGAUCAUUUCGAUUGCAACAAAUUUCAUUGCCACAAAAUAUUAUUGCCCGAAGAUUGAUCAUAUUUGGUCCACCAUUAAUACUUGGCAGUUUUUAUAUCGGUAAACAGCUUUAUUUGUAUCUGAGAAAACGGCGAAAAAAACAAUCAAAUGUUAACGAUAGUAGAAGAAAUUUCUAUGAUACAUUUGAUCAUUCACAAGUAACAACACCGGGUACAAAUACAAAUUCAAUUUCAUUAAAUCAUUCGGAUAAUACUGAUGGUUGUUUAUUAGCCACUAUAGAUGAUCACCAUUCAUCAUCAAAUCAUCAUAAUCAAAUACGUUCAUCAUUACUUUCAAAUAAAUGUUCAUAUUGUCGUAGUAAUCAAAAAUUAUCAUUCAAAGAUUCGGAUAUAUUUGAAACAUCAUUGAAAAAUCUAUCCACAACACAAUUGAUAAAAAUUAGUUUGGAUAAGUUGAACAAUGUUGCACAAACAUUAGAUGAAAUGAAAAUAAAACAAAAUAUUCUUAAAGAAUAUAAAGUUGAUACAACAAAUAUUGAUAAUAAAAUUAUUAGUUUACAUGAAAAACUUGAUUCAAUGAUAAAUGAAUUAGAAUCAUUACGAAAUGAAUAUAUGCCUAUAACAUAUGGACCAAUUAAUCAAAUUAAUGAUGAAAAUGAUGGCGAUGAUUUUGAUGAUCAAGCAUCAUAUAUAUCAUCGGCAACAACAGCAUCACUUGGUUAUUGGGAUCCCGAACCUAAUCUACAUUUUUUUCAAUUAUAUCAAGAUGCAUUAAAUAUUGUGGAUAAAAUUAAACCACCAAAAACUGAUCGUACAAUAAUAACUGGUAGUGAAAAUUAUAAUGAUUUUCUUGCUAAAGUUCAUUGUUUACGUAAAGCAUUUGAAUCAUUAUUUACUAAUCAAGAUUUACGUUAUCGUUAUGCAAAAAUUGGUGAAGAAAUAUUACGUAUAAUAAUGGAUCAUUCAUUGAGGGUAACCAUUUGCGAUUCAAACGAAUGUAUCAAAGCAUAUUAUACAUUUUUAGAUUUUGUUCAAAAUGAAGAUAAUCUUUCAACAAUUGAAAUGGAAAUUGAACCAAGAAAUAUACCAUUAGUAUCAUUUUAUGAUAUUGUUUUGGAUUAUAUGUUAUUAGAAUCAUUUGAUGAUAUUGAAAAUCCACCAUCAGCUGUAAAAAGUAUAAUUAGUAAUCAAUGGCUAUCGGCAUCGUUUCGUGAAAUUGCAUUACAAACAACAAUAUCAACAGUAAUGCGUCGUAAACGUUCAAAAUUAUUAGUUAAAGAUGGUUUUUUUGAACAUUUUUAUCGUAUACUUGAUCAUUUAUCACCAAUAUUAGCAUGGGGUUUUUUAGGUACUGAUGAUAAUCUAAAAUUUAAAUGUGAAUCAGUUAAAGAUUCAACACAUGCUGUUGUAAGAGAUUAUUUUUCAUUUGAUCGUUGUCGUUAUACAUAUUUAGAUGAUCUUUGUGAUGAUAUAAAACGUGUUACUGAAGAACGUUUUUGGGAAUUAAAUAAUAAGCUUAAAAUUUUAAAUAAUUCUUAAAAAUAAUUAUUGAUAUUUUCCAACACACUCACUCCACUCUCUUUACUCACUGUUUGUAAUUUUUAGUAUCAUCAUUAUUCGAUGUAAAAAACAAAAUCUACUUUUUUUUUUUGUUAAAUUAG